Messenger RNA from Capsicum annuum, 2007 nucleotides. Its product is annotated as putative F-box protein At3g25750. Gene Ontology annotation, molecular function: protein binding. The record is from RefSeq and is a predicted model, not a curated record. The transcript is spliced from 3 exons. Bases 308 to 1462 code for a protein of 384 amino acids. Lineage: Eukaryota; Viridiplantae; Streptophyta; Magnoliopsida; Solanales; Solanaceae.
CAGAACCCUAACUUCUUCCACUGCUUGAGAGCUUACGUUUUCAUGUUCUAUUUCAUUUUACUUCACUAUCAUCACUUAGGACAAUUUUUAAAGACCUCAAACAUAAAUUUUGGAUUAAUGUAGGGUCUAAAAUGUCAUUUAAGGGACAUAGUGUCUAUAAAGUAUUCUUUGUUCCUUUUUUUAUCUUUUCCUAUUAAAACUUGGCAAUUUGUUGAGUGAUUUGCAAACGCCACAAACUGAAAUAAAGCUAUUGAUAGUUGUUAUCCUGCAGGAUUUAUGCUGUAAGCAAAUUGCUGCUUGGCCGAGAAUGAGAUUCUCAGAGCAAAUCCUUGCCAACUCUUUCGGAGUCUGUACCGCAAUGUCAACAGCAGAUUGGUCAAAAUUGCCAGUGGAACUUUUGGGGUUAAUUUCUAGUCGGCUGCAUUUUGCUGAAGACUGUGUACGGUUUGGUGCAGUCUGUAAGUCAUGGAGAAUCAGUAUACUACAACAUGGCAAUUAUUCAUGCUCAUUCCUUCCUUGGCUAAUGCGACCUCAGACAAAACAUGAAAGCUUGCGCAGAUUUUAUAGUCCUUUCAACGGUAAGAGUUAUGAUAUAUGUUUGCCAGAUGUUCUAGAUAAACGCUGUUGGGGUUCUUCUCAUGGUUGGUUGGUCACGCUAGGUGCCUAUUUUGAGAUGCACUUGCUGAAUCCGUUAUCAGGGGGUCAAAUUUCACUCCCGCCGCUACAUAAAUGCCCUAAUUUGAAUCUGGUUUGUUCAGGAAAGGGCUUUCGCGACUCAUUUGUUUGCAAAGUUAUCUUGUCUGCUAGUCCGUGCUCAUCAGAUUGUGUUAUUUUUGCUAUUUAUGCUGAUAAUUGGAAGAUGGCAUUUGUAAAGCCAGGUGAUGUUUCUUGGACUCCCUUGAGUUGCAUCCAUGGCCAUGUUGAUGAUGCCAUGUGUCACGAUGGGAAGUUUUAUGCCAUCGAUACUUUUGGGGAAAUUCUGAUUUGGGACUUAGCUGGUUCUUUCUUGAAGAGAAUAGCUUUCACACCAUCCCGCGGAAUGGAUAAUUUGGUGUAUGUUACUACAUAUCUUGUCGAGUUAGAGGGCCAAAUAUAUGCCAUAAUGAGGCUUUUGUUUGAUACCAGGAUCACCGAUACUCCUUGUCUAACCACUUGGUGUUUCGAAAUUUACAAGUUGGAUAUCUGCAACGAGAAGUGGGAAGAAGUGAAAUCUUUGGGUGAUUGGUCCAUUUUCGUAGGAAGCAAUCAUUCCUUCUCAAUUUCGUGUUCGACUUACCCAGAAUGUGAGAGUAAUUGCAUUUACUUCACAGAUGACUUCUCCGGAGUUUAUUACAAGGCAGUGUUUAGCUAUGAUAUUGGUGUUUACAACGUUCAGAAUGACAGGGUACAAUCUCUUCCUCAGGAAGAUAUAUCUGACUUCGCAUUCUCGCUACCGCUUUGGAUCAUACCAAGUUUAUCGUAAGGAUUUUUUGUUGAGUUAGACGAUAAUGUCCAUGAAGGGGAGCCUUGGCGUAACUAUUCUCUUGGAGAAAUGCACAUUAAGACUGCAUACAAUAGACCCUUGUGGUCUGACUCUCCCCCUACCCCAAGCAUAUCGAGAGCUUUAAUUUACCGGGACUCCGUAGAUGAUAAUGUACGUCAUGUACCCGAGUUUCUUUUAAACCAAAUAUUUGACUAGCUAUGCUGCGAAAUAAUUUCUUGUCGUGCUAAAGCAAUGUGUGUGAGCAAAUGCUUGUUAUGCUCUUAAACUGUUGGUGUUGACCUAAAGGUCACGAGUUCAAGUUGUGGAAACAAGCUCUUGAAGAAAUGCAGGUUAAGGCUACAUAUAAUACAACAGACCCUUGUGGUCCGACCCUCCCCCUCCCCCUCCCCCUCCCCCGAGCAUAUCGGGAGCUUUAAUGUACGGCUGUCGUAGCCGAUAAUGUACGUCAUGUACCUGAUUUUCUGUUAAAUCAGAUAUUUGACUAGCUGUGCUGCUAAAGUAUUUCUUGUUUUGCUAAAGCAAUA